CUAUCAUCCAAAGCCUCGCCAUCUUCAACAGCUCAGGACAUACUCUCCAAACCAACCUGGUCUGUGAGCUCUCUACUUCCAUCUCAGUCACAUGCCGAGUCUCCAGAAACCAUCACUCCCGCUCAGCUUCAUCAUCUCUUGCGUCUAUCAGCUCUUCCCUUGCCCAAAUCCCCUGCCGAAGAGCAGUCAAUGAUUGAGACUCUCCAGAGUCAGCUGCAAUUUGCGCGGGCUGUACAGAGAGUCGAUACCUCGGGAGUGGAACCUCUUCGAGCCAUUAGGGAUGAGACCGAAGCUGCAACUAAAGAGAAUACCAUUGGCUUGGACGAUCUAAAGGAUGCAUUAGCCAAAGAGGCCCUCGUGGGGCACUAUCAACGGCCUCGUAGAGUCAAGGAACAGAUCCAGUCUGAUGCUGAGAACUGGGAUGCCUUGGCUACGGCGUCAAGGAAAGCCGGAAAAUAUUUUGUUGUUGAGAGUGGGAAGAAG
This is a messenger RNA of Trichoderma atroviride IMI 206040, 483 nucleotides long. RefSeq lists its product as uncharacterized. Gene Ontology annotation, molecular function: glutaminyl-tRNA synthase (glutamine-hydrolyzing) activity. Gene Ontology annotation, biological process: regulation of translational fidelity; glutaminyl-tRNAGln biosynthesis via transamidation. Lineage: Eukaryota; Fungi; Ascomycota; Sordariomycetes; Hypocreales; Hypocreaceae. The record is from RefSeq and is a predicted model, not a curated record.